Manihot esculenta (cassava) is the source of this 2352-nucleotide messenger RNA. Its product is annotated as cellulose synthase-like protein E1. Gene Ontology annotation, biological process: cellulose biosynthetic process; plant-type primary cell wall biogenesis. Gene Ontology annotation, molecular function: cellulose synthase (UDP-forming) activity; mannan synthase activity. Bases 33 to 2240 code for a protein of 735 amino acids. Gene Ontology annotation, cellular component: plasma membrane; trans-Golgi network. The transcript has 7 exons. The record is from RefSeq and is a predicted model, not a curated record. Lineage: Eukaryota; Viridiplantae; Streptophyta; Magnoliopsida; Malpighiales; Euphorbiaceae.
CUUGGGCUUCAGUGUAUGUGAGAAUCAGAGAGAUGGGAAGUGACAAGUAUAUGCCUUUGUUUGAGACAAAGAGAGCCAAGGGAAGAGUCUUGUACAGGCUCUUUGCAGGAACUUUGUUUACAGGUAUUUGCUUCAUAUGGGCUUACAGAGUUGGCAACAUACCGAAACGAGGAGAAGAUGGGAGAUGGGUUUGGAUCGGGUUGCUCGGAGCUGAGUUAUGGUUCGGUUUUUACUGGGUCCUCACUCAAGCUCUCAGGUGGAACCGAGUCUACAGAUGCAUCUUCAAAGACAGGCUCUCUCAAAGGUAUGGCGAGGAGGAUUUGCCGGGAGUUGAUAUAUUUGUUUGCACGGCGGAUUCCACCGUAGAGCCACCGAUAAUGGUGAUGAACACUGUAUUAUCGGUUAUGGCCUAUGAUUAUCCUGCAAAAAAGUUGAGUGUUUAUCUUUCUGAUGACGGUGGAUCAAAGCUUACGUUUUAUGCUCUGUUGGAGGCAUCUAAGUUUGCAAGACAUUGGAUACCAUACUGUAAGAAGUUCAAAGUGGAACACAGAUCACCUGCAGCUUAUUUUGCUUCAUUAUCCAAAUCAAAUCAUCAUGGUGAUACCAGAAACUUGGCUGAUAUUAAGAAAUUAUACGAAGAAAUGGAAGACCGAAUUGAAACUGCAACCAAGUUAGGCCGAAUCCCGGAAGAAGCAUACUUGAAACAUAGAGGAUUUUCACAGUGGGAUUCAUACUCUUCACGGCAUGAUCAUGACACCAUCAUUCAAAUUUUGAUUGAUGGAAAGGAUCCAAAUGCCACAGACGUUGAUGGGUGUGCGUUGCCUACUUUAGUAUACCUUGCUAGAGAGAAGAGACCUCAACAUCCCCAUCAUUUCAAAGCUGGUGCCAUGAAUGCAUUGAUAAGAGUGUCAUCAAACAUCAGUAAUGGACAAAUUAUUCUGACACUAGACUGUGAUAUGUACUCAAACAACUCGCUUUGCAUCUGGGAUGCACUCUGCUUCUUCAUGGAUAUAGAGAAAAGCCAUGACAUUGCUUUUGUGCAGUUCCCACAGGCAUUUGAAAAUACGACCAAGAAUGAUACCUAUGGUGGUUCAUUGCUAGUACCUUACAAUGUGGAACUUCAUGGUAUGGAUGGUCUCGGAGGUCCUUUGUACAUUGGAACUUGCUGCUUUCACAGGAGAGAUGUACUUUGUGGAAGAAAAUUUACUAAAGGUUGUAAGUUUCAAUGGAAGAUAGACGACGAUAAUAAGGGAAGAAAGAGUAUACAAGAAUUAGAGGAAGAAACAAAGCCUCUUGCAAGCUGUACUUACGAGCAGAACACUGAAUGGGGAAACGAGAUGGGACUUAAAUAUGGGUGUGCAGUGGAAGAUGUAGUUACAGGGUUGUCAAUCCAAUGCAAAGGGUGGAAAUCAGUCUAUUUCAACCCUGAAAAGAAGGCAUUCUUAGGUGUUGCACCAACCACUUUGGCUCAAGCACUAGUGCAACACAAGAGAUGGUCUGAAGGUCAUCUUCAGAUUUUACUAUCUAAGCAUAGCCUUGAAAGGUUUGUGCAGGCAAAGAUUAGCCUUGGCCUACAACUGGGAUAUAUUUGCUAUAAUAGCUGGUCUGUUAACUGCUUGGCAACCCUGUAUUACUCCAUCAUUCCUUCACUUUGUCUUUUGAAAGGCAUAUCCUUGUAUCCACAGGUCUCAGAUCCAUGGUUUAUGCCAUUUGCUUGUGUGAUAUCUGCAAAGUACAUUUAUAGCCUUAUUGAAUUCCUUUGUUGUGGGGGCACAAUCCUUGGCUGGUGGAAUGAACAACGAAUAUGGCUAUAUAAAAGAACAAGCUCCUACCUUUUUGCAUUCAUUGAUGCCAUUUUAAAGACAUUAGCAUUUACUAAUGUAACAUUUUUAAUCACUCCCAAAGUUACUGAUGAAGAUGCAUCUCAACGAUAUGAGAAAGAGAUAAUGGACUUUGGAGCUUCCACUCCAAUGUUCACCAUCAUAGCUACACUAGCUAUGCUUAACUUUUUCUGCUUUGCAGGAAUGGUAAUGAAAGUGAUUAUGGAUGCCAACGUCUUUAAGCUUUUUGAGGAAAUGCCUCUGCAAAUUCUUCUUUGUGGUGCUUUGGUUCUCAUCAACUUGCCUUUGUACCAAGGCCUUUUCCUAAGGAAAGACAAGGGCAAGGUGCCAAGUUCUAUCACGGUUAAAUCAUUUGUCUUGGCUCUUCUUGCUUGUAGCAGUUUUACUUUCCUAUACUGAAAUUUCUUUUCCUUUUUGUUUCCAAGUGUUUGUGCUGUAGUGUAAUAGGUCAAGUUCAAAUCUUGUUAUUAUGCGACUUAAAUUUUAAAUAUAUUUCUACAGGAUCGAAUCA